Neltuma alba is the source of this 324-nucleotide messenger RNA. RefSeq names its product cytochrome b-c1 complex subunit 6-like. Bases 1 to 324 code for a protein of 107 amino acids. The transcript has 3 exons. The record is from RefSeq and is a predicted model, not a curated record. Gene Ontology annotation, biological process: mitochondrial electron transport, ubiquinol to cytochrome c. Lineage: Eukaryota; Viridiplantae; Streptophyta; Magnoliopsida; Fabales; Fabaceae. Gene Ontology annotation, cellular component: respiratory chain complex III.
AUGGCUUCUAGCUUUUUGGGUCCAAAGAAGAGUGGUGAACGGACGGUUCACAUGCGCCGCCGGCAAUCUCUGCCACGUCGUUUAGGAAUUGGAACAUACCAGGACCAUCACUUAUGGGUUGACGAAGAACCUGUUGAUCCUAAGGGUUAUCUUGAGGAGUCUUGCAAACCAAAGUGUGUGAAACCAUUGCUGGAAUAUCAGUUCAAUUCUUCUACUUCCUGCGUUAAAAGGAUCCAACAUGACGAAUCUGGGCACAAACAUUGCACAAGACAAUAUUUUGAUUAUUGGUCAUGCAUUGACAAAUGUGUAAGUAUCACUUUAUAG